AUCAUCGCACUUGCCUGGUCACAUAUUUUAUUUUUAUUUUUCAUCAGUCGUCGACAUACAUUAGUGAACACCAGAUUCUAUUUUCAAUUCCAUAUUUCUGAUAUAUUCGAAAUUGUAUUAGAUUGCAGUGCAAUUUUAGCUUUUUUCACUGAAUACCUUACUCAAUUAAUUGAAAUGGAUAUAGGUAAAGGUCGAGCCUUGGAGUUGGCAGUUUCGUUUGUUUCCGAUCAGUGGAAAACGUUAAAUGAAGACAACAUUACGGUCAAUGUUUUUGGCGGUGGAUACAGCGAUCGACUGUUUAUUGUUGAGGAUGUAUCAAAAACAUCCAAUAGUAAUCCAACCAAAAAAUUCCUAAUCAGACUUUAUGGAGGUAAGUUAAUCGAAAAAGAUGACAUCAUUAAAGCUGGCAAAUGCGAAGCAAGUGAAGGCAUCUUGUUCUUCACCAAUGGGGUUAAAGGGCUUGGGCCAAAACUGUUAGGAGUUUUUGAUGGCGGCCGAAUUGAAGAGUUUGUACCAUCACAUCAACUCACCGAGGCUGAUUUAACUGACAAGAAUAUGUCAUUGGAAUUGGUACGUAAACUUGCCCGUUUUCAUGCUCUUGAAAUACCAGUACCCAAGCAAAAUCGCGAUCUACUCGCUAUAUCGGCGAACCAUCAAAACGAAUACAACAAGGACACUACACUGAAAUUAGCAAAACGUAUUGGUAUCAAUGAAGAUGAGUUAAUGUAUCUAGAUGAAGACUAUGUUGCCGAGCAUGCGUUCCUUCGUAGUUUUGAGACAAAGGUUGGUGGUCGACAAGUUCUUUGUCACGGAGAUCCCAACAAGAACAAUAUUUUGGUUCGAGACAAACCGGAUCAAUUCAAUGAGCGUGUCAUGUUAAUCGACUAUGAACUUGCUGGUACAGAUUACCGUGGCGUAGAUUUGGCCGCACUUUUCCUAUGCAAAAUGUUUGAAAUGACAGAAGAUGGAGUUUUUCAUUUAGUUUGCGAAUGUCCUGAUGAAGAGUACCGUCACAUGAUGCUGGAGGAAUAUUUGAAAGAAACGAAAAAAUUGAACUACUUUGAAUUCGAUGCGAUUGGGCUGGACUCUAUUGAUCAUUUGAUGAUGGAAGUGGACUUCUUUGUAAUGUAUGUUCUACAAUUUUACAAGGGAUUCUUCAUGAAAAUGCCGAAUAGUGAAUUCUUUCAGAAACUACCAGACGAGGUGAUUAGCAGCUGGCUUAGAUUUAUUCCCAUAAUGGCAACAACUUAUGAAACUCAAAAAAAAUGUUUUAUUGAGAAAUACAGUAAAGUCAUUUAGAUCGACAAUGAAAAACUUUCGUAGGAAUGUAAAUUUUCCACUAAAACGGUAGUGUAAUAUUAAUAAAAUGAAAUUCUACAAAUUU
Messenger RNA from Bradysia coprophila, 1384 nucleotides. RefSeq names its product choline kinase alpha-like. Lineage: Eukaryota; Metazoa; Arthropoda; Insecta; Diptera; Sciaridae. Gene Ontology annotation, cellular component: cytoplasm. Gene Ontology annotation, biological process: CDP-choline pathway; phosphatidylethanolamine biosynthetic process. Gene Ontology annotation, molecular function: ethanolamine kinase activity; choline kinase activity. The record is from RefSeq and is a predicted model, not a curated record.